AUGUCCGUUGAAGCCACCCUCUCUGUCUUCUCUCAAGUUGUCAAAGCAGUCGAAUACUGCCACUCAAAUGGAAUCGCCCACAAUGACAUUAAAUUAGAAAACGUCUUGUUAUCUAAUGGAUGUGUCAAACUGGCUGAUUUUGGAUUUGCCAAAUCAACCGUUAUUGUUGCCGAAUCUGAAGAAUUUUGUGGAACCCUCCCAUACGCUGCCCCCGAAGUCAUUAUGGGAAUGGAACACAAUACCAUGAAAGCCGACAUGUGGAGUAUGGGAGUUAUGCUUUACGUCAUGCUCUUCGGAGCUUUCCCAUUCUCCGAUAGUGACGCAACCUCUAUGGUCAAAGCUCAAAUCUCAAACACCCUCUCUUUCCCCGAAAACACUAGCGACAUCGUAAAAUCCCUCGUCUCCUCCAUGCUUGAACCCUCUGUUGAAAAACGUGCUGAUGCCAUCUCAGUCCGUCUUGCCUUGGGUCAGUUUUAA
Mytilus trossulus (common blue mussel) is the source of this 477-nucleotide messenger RNA. Its product is annotated as testis-specific serine/threonine-protein kinase 3-like. The transcript has a single exon. Bases 1 to 477 code for a protein of 158 amino acids. Gene Ontology annotation, cellular component: cytoplasm. The record is from RefSeq and is a predicted model, not a curated record. Gene Ontology annotation, biological process: protein phosphorylation; intracellular signal transduction. NCBI's taxonomy places the organism in Eukaryota, Metazoa, Mollusca, Bivalvia, Mytilida, Mytilidae. Gene Ontology annotation, molecular function: protein serine/threonine kinase activity; ATP binding.